Messenger RNA from Zychaea mexicana, 1055 nucleotides. RefSeq lists its product as uncharacterized. The coding region runs from base 65 to 766 and encodes 233 amino acids. Lineage: Eukaryota; Fungi; Mucoromycota; Mucoromycetes; Mucorales; Lichtheimiaceae. The record is from RefSeq and is a predicted model, not a curated record. Gene Ontology annotation, molecular function: RNA binding. The transcript is spliced from 6 exons.
CGAAAAUAGGACCUCUGUGCUCUCCUCCCCUUUCGCACUCUAGACAUUUCGCCUUAACCAGAUCAUGACAAGCAGCAACACCAAGCGGCUAUAUAUAGGAAAUCUCGAUUCAACAGUAGACGAAUAUGCUGUUGUCAAAUUAUUCGAGCCUCAUGGCAAAAUUACGUUUUUAGAUUAUAUGUUUCAUUGGAAUGGGCCGAAAAAGGGUCAACCGCGCGGCUACUGCUUCUUAGAGUACGAGAAAAAAGAGGCUGCACUCAACGCUAUUAGCGCAUUACAUGGCCGCAUUGUUAAGGGUCGUCCUCUAGUAGUAUCAUUCGCACACAUGAAUACCGAACAAGAAGAUCGGCGUGGUCAGACCUCUUCUGGUGCCCAAAAUAGACCUAAUGCAUUUACAAUAUUACGAACACAGCGGAUGGCAAAUGCUAGUACCGAUGCGAGAAUACAAGCAAUUGAACGUAAGCUGGCAACGUUACAGAGUAAAUCAUCUACUCCUGCAAAUGCCGAUCACGGAGCCGCUACCGAACAAUUUGUCUCCAAAUCAUCUUUAUCACCAACACCGUCUUCAGCAACAAUGAAAUCACCAUCCUUGUCAACAGCUGUGUCAUCUUCUUCCUCCCAUCCGCAUCAUCAGCAUCCAAGAUUAAUACGUUCUGCAACAUCAGGCGAAACGAAUAAGUAUCCGAGUAAAUCUACGACGAAAGACUCAUCACCUUCAUCAUCAACUUCUUUCUCUUCUGCAUCACGACGUUACAAACCAUACUAGCUCAUUAAUACACGACUAGCAUCAUAUAUCCACUCGCUGUUCCUUCCUUCUUCUCUUGUUUCUCAUUUUGUAUUUACCGCACUACUUUCAUUUUGCAUGUAUAAAGAAACAUACCUUAAGCACCUUUUUUUAGUUUAAAUCAUACAAUAUUGUUCUUCACAAUAGUACGCUUUAAUUGUGUGUAAAGUAAAUAUGACGGCUAACAUAAAGUGUACUUUUGUACCAACAUGAUGUUCACGGUUCUGCUCCCGAGACUUACGUACCGUUCUUUAUGUGUUCUUCUAAGCAG